UUAAGCAAUAUGGAGAAGCCAGACUUAUUUUUAAUCACUGGCACGUCAACUGGAUUCGGAAGCGGAUUAGUCCUUCAACUAAAUGCACAAGGACGCAAAGUAAUCGCGACUGCUCGCAAUGUUGAAAAAAUCAGAGAUUUUGAACAAUUAGAACACAUGUCUAUUCUCAAACUUGAUAUUUCAAGUUCACAAGAGGAAGUAGCACGCAUUGUUCAAGGAGCUAUCAAAAUCCAUGGAUAUGUAACUCACUUGAUGAACAAUGCUGCAUAUGGUGUUUAUGGUUGUGUCGAAGAGGCAUUAUUAGAACAGGCCAGGGAACAAUUUUAAACAAAUUAUUGGAUACUUCAAAGUAACUGAUGCAAUCUUACCUCAUUUUAGAACGCGUAAAGAAGGCGACAAGUUCAUCAGCAAUAUCAUCAUUGAUCGGAAUAACUACUGUCCCGUAUAUUCAUUCUAUUGUGCAACUAAGUUCGCAAUUAAGGCAACAUUUGAAGCAUUAAAAUCGGAAACUCAACAUUUGGGUAACAAGGUGUUGCUCAUCAAACCUGAAUACUUCCGGACCAAUCUCUUACAAGCGGAAACGAACAUUCAGAAACCGACAAAUAGAAUAGCUGACUAUGCACCUAUUAAAAACGCUUUAGGUAAAGUAAUCCAGGGGAAGCAUGGAACAUGGUGAUCCUAAAGUUGGAAGUCAGAGAAUAAUCGGGCUCAUGACUAACAUUGGUUUCACGAAAGAGAUUGCGCAUGGGAAUGUU
This is a messenger RNA of Wallemia mellicola CBS 633.66, 755 nucleotides long. RefSeq lists its product as hypothetical. The transcript has a single exon. Lineage: Eukaryota; Fungi; Basidiomycota; Wallemiomycetes; Wallemiales; Wallemiaceae. The coding region runs from base 10 to 327 and encodes 105 amino acids. The record is from RefSeq and is a predicted model, not a curated record.